Oreochromis niloticus (Nile tilapia) is the source of this 1817-nucleotide messenger RNA. It is a transcript of the gene rdm1, whose product is annotated as RAD52 motif containing 1. The transcript has 7 exons. Gene Ontology annotation, molecular function: RNA binding. Gene Ontology annotation, cellular component: nucleolus. The record is from RefSeq and is a predicted model, not a curated record. Bases 421 to 1245 code for a protein of 274 amino acids. NCBI's taxonomy places the organism in Eukaryota, Metazoa, Chordata, Actinopteri, Cichliformes, Cichlidae.
GCAGAGUGGCGACAGACACGUGCGCUCAUCCUGCUGCUCCUUACUUCCGGUCCCAGCAGACAAAAAAGCUUCAUUGAACAAUCUCUCCACGAGAAUCACUAUGACAACACAGCAGCCGUAAAUAGAAAAGCAGAGACGGGAUUGUUAAAUCACAGCCGUGAGACUCGUGACGAACAAACAUCUUUAAAAUGACACCAAUGUGAUUUCCAGAAGUGUCUUCUUCCUCAGAGGAGUCAGGUCCGGCAGCGGGUGGACUUCAGUGAUUGGUUCUGUGGGAGAACGCUCUGAUUCGUCGAACAUCGUCGCUCUGUCCCCUGAUUGGUUGCAGUGGCAGGCUCCGCCUCUCAGCGGAAGCGCGCUCCUCUCGGGCUGAGCGCGUUAUCAGUCCAGGUGACUGUGAGCAGCACACGUGCGGCCGGGAUGGAGGCGGAGGUCGUGGACUUCCGGGUUCCCGUGGAGAGCAAUAAGACGGUGCUGGUGUGGGACAUCCCGCCGACCUUCGGCGAGGCGCACAUCCACGCCCGGCUCCAUGCUAUCUUCUCGUCCUUCGGUCCUGUGUACCUGUUAAAGGUGAGCCCUAACGCUCCGCUCCACCCUCCUGGUUUUUAUGCCCUCAUCAAGUUCUUCUCGGCAGCUCACGCCGCUGCAGCUCAGCGCGUCACAGAUGGACGCCCGCUGCUUGACGACUCGCCACUGAAGGUGAAGCUGAGCUCCAAGCAGAUGCCUCACUUUCUGUCUGGCAGCAGCAGACCUCUGAGCCACACCCACUGUCUGGAACUGGCCAAUCACGUCCUAGGAUUCAAUGGCUGGACCUCUGACAUCAUCACACUGAAGGAGCUCACCAACGAAGAAGAAGGCGAGGAGGAGGAGGGGGGAGGGGCCAGUCAGAGGAGGCUGAAGUUCGGCUGUGUGCUGCAGCUCUGCUUCCCUCAUCACGGACAGAUGAGCAGAGGAGCUGCGGUGCUGGAGGACUGCUUCACCUGCACAGGUCCAGAUGUGUUCCUGCAGAGGUGCAGCAGGCUGCAGAGGUUGGUCAGAGAGAAGGCUCUGGUUCAGGCCUUCAGCUCUGUGCUGCUCAUACUUCUAGGUAAUGGGAAGGUGAUGGUGGAGGUGAAACAGACCCCUGAUCAGUCUUUAGCUGAUGACACUGAAGGAGUCCUGCAGGUGAACGAGUUUUCCUGGACAGAGGGUCCUGCUGAUGAAGAGGAGGCUGACGAUGCAGAGUGGGCUCUGACUGUGUCGUAGAUCAGGACUGUGGGUGGGUGUGACGUGUUUCUGAGAGGAAAGCUUUCAGGUAUAGAAACAAAACCACGGCGCUCCUCAACGCGACGCUCCGGCUGUACGAGGACGGGAAAACUGAUCCUGAGAUCCAAAAGCUCACGGCACACACACACACACACACGCAGCUGUGAAACAUCACCAAUCAGCUGUGCGUGUUGCUCUCGUCCUCUCUGCAGCAGUGAAUCAUGAUUUUCCACACAGCUGUUACAGUUUAGCAUUUCCUCAUUAUUUAUGUUUUGUUUUGAAUUUUAAUUUUGAAUCACCAGACUGAAUUUUCUUGUUUCUGUGUCAGUUUGAUUCUUUUUAAUAAUUAGGAUAAAAGAACUGUGAAAUAAAUAAAAGCACUGACUCAGUGCUGAUGGAUGUCCAUCAAAGAACUCUGACAAUAACUCUUUAUUGUCAUUGCACAGUCAUACAUAGUACAAUAGUACAAUGAAAUUGGAAAACUGUCCACACUACGUACAACACAACAUCACACAGUAACUUAACCUAAUGUAAUAAAACUAACUAACGUAAUAAAAUGAAGAAUAAGUGUA